AGCACCAUGACAUCCACAGAGGAGAAAAUAAUUGUCGUGUCCUGGGCCGGCGACGACGAUCCAGAAAAUCCUAAAAAUUGGACUAAUACUCAGAAAUGGAUCGUGACCGGUCUUAUAUCCACAAGUAUGAUGCUGUCACACAUGUCGUCGUCGAUGAUAGCUCCAGCUGCUAGGGAUGUGGCGAAAGAUCUUGGAUCCACCAGCCCCAUUUUUGAACCUUUACUAACUUCGGUAUUCAUCUUGGCAUACGGUAAGGCCGAACCUACUACUUGGAACUUCCUUUCGGCUUUUCUGUAUUUUGUUUCGAUCGCUCACGUCUUGGGCCGUUCCAGAGUGGUGCAACUAGCCAAUGUAUUUUACAUCGUCUUCAAUCUUCUCUGCGCUUUUGCGAAAGAUCCUAAUACUAUGUGGUUGUGUCGUUUCUUUGCUGGUAUUGGUGCGAGCUGCGCCGCUGGCAGUGCCUCCGUGGGGUUAUUAUUAGCGAUUGUUGGAGCGCCAAGAGGGCCUAGUCGCGGGGUAGCUCUGCUUGCCAUACCGUCUCUCUUGGGUCCAGUCAUUGGACCUAUCGUUGGCGCAUGGCUUGUCAUGAAUACGACAUGGAAAUGGAUCUUCUGGUUGACCUCUAUUGCUGCCGUCUUUGACCAAGUCGGCUCCUUCUUUUGGCUCAAAGAGAAUACGUCACGAGUCAUCAGCAGAAUCUACCCUAAGUAUACGAUUCGUUGGCACUCGAGAUUAUCUCUGAUCCUCUGCCCUACUAGUCCUUCCCUCACGCACAUGAUUCUACUGCUCCAUCCCGUCUUUUUGCUUUUGACCGAACCUAUGAUCCAGCUACUAGGGAUAUAUAUAGGCCGUCUCUCUGACUUUCUCACAGUGAUACUAACGUCAAUUCCAGACAUCUUCGUUGUUGUAUAUCACGAGAGCCUCGGAAUUGCAGGAUUACAUUAUAUCGCAUUUGGGAUUGGCCUUUAUGGAGGAGCACAAAUCGCCGAUGCAACCCAGAACGAGUUAUAUCGCUGCCUCAGUGCUCGCUACGGGACAACUGGUCGUCCUGAGUAUCGAAUCCUCAUUAUACUACCUGCUACCCUACUUGUGACUAUCGGACUGCUCAUAACAGGUACGUCACAAUCAUAG
Messenger RNA from Desarmillaria tabescens, 1131 nucleotides. Its product is annotated as major facilitator superfamily domain-containing protein. Gene Ontology annotation, biological process: transmembrane transport. Gene Ontology annotation, molecular function: transmembrane transporter activity. Lineage: Eukaryota; Fungi; Basidiomycota; Agaricomycetes; Agaricales; Physalacriaceae. The record is from RefSeq and is a predicted model, not a curated record. The transcript has 9 exons. The annotation marks the transcript as partial.